Clunio marinus is the source of this 3156-nucleotide messenger RNA. The record is from the annotation of a GenBank genome assembly. NCBI's taxonomy places the organism in Eukaryota, Metazoa, Arthropoda, Insecta, Diptera, Chironomidae.
AUGAGACUAAACUCAUCCUUUCGAAACAAACAGAAACAUAUGAUUGAUCUAGAAGAAGUGUAUCCACUUGAACAUCAAAUGUAUUUGCUAACCAAAUUUUACGUUGAGAUGACGAUGGACGAGAAGUUCGUCGAGUCAAUAUGGACAUUGCUGAAGAAUGCAAUUCAGGAAAUCCAAAAGAAGAAUAAUUCUGGCUUGUCGUUCGAGGAGCUUUAUCGAAAUGCAUACACGAUGGUAUUGCACAAACAUGGUGAACGUCUUUAUAAUGGUUUAAAAGAAGUUGUUACGCAGCAUUUACAACAAAAAGUUCGUGAAGAUGUAAUGCGUUCACUUAAUAACAAUUUCUUACAAACACUCAAUCAAGCAUGGACCGAUCAUCAAACAUCAAUGGUCAUGAUUCGUGAUAUUCUCAUGUACAUGGACCGCGUUUAUGUGCAACAAAAUGAUGUGGAAAAUGUUUAUAAUCUUGGAUUAAUAAUUUUCCGUGACGAGAUUGUACGUCACGAACGUAUUCGAAAUCAUCUUCGGGAAACUCUCCUCACGAUGGUCAUGAACGAAAGAAAAGGUGAAGCUAUCGAUCAUAUUCUUAUCAAGAAUGCGUGUCAAAUGCUUAUGGUACUUGGCAUCAAUAAUCGAUGGGUGUACGAACAAGAUUUUGAACGCCCUUUUCUCACACAAUCUGCUGCCUUCUACACUAUGGAAUCUCAAAAGUUCUUAUCGGAGAAUAGUGCGAGUGUUUACAUAAAACGUGUCGAAGCAAGAAUCACAGAAGAAGCAGAACGAGCUAAGCUCUAUCUUGAUGAAAGCACAGAGCCACGCAUUGUCGAUGUUGUUGAAGACGAAUUGAUAAAGAAUCACAUGAGAACAAUUGUUGAAAUGGAAAAUUCUGGUGUCGUUUACAUGUUGAAGAACACAAAAACCGACGAUUUGGCUUGCAUGUAUAAACUCUUUUCUCGUGUCUCUGAUGGUGUUAAGACAAUUUCUGAUUGUGUCAGUAAAUAUUUACGAGAACAAGGCACAGCACUUGUGAAGGAAGAAGAAGGCGGCACAAAUCCAAUAACAUUUGUACAGAAUUUACUUGAUUUAAAAGAUCGUUUCGAUCAUUUCCUUCAUCAUUCAUUCAACUAUGAGAAGACGUUCAAGCAUAUGAUCUCUUCAGAUUUUGAAUACUUUUUGAAUUUGAAUAAUAAAUCGCCAGAGUAUUUGUCGUUGUUUAUUGAUGAUAAACUGAAGAAAGGUUGUAAAGGGAUGUCAGAACAAGAAAUUGAAACAAUUCUUGAUAAAACGAUGGUAUUAUUCCGUUAUUUGCUUGAAAAAGAUGUUUUUGAACGAUAUUAUAAAGCUCAUCUAGCUAAACGAUUGCUGCUCAAUAAAUCUGUGAGCGAUGACUCCGAGAAAAAUAUGAUAUCAAAAUUAAAGACUGAAUGUGGAUGUCAAUUUACAUCGAAAUUGGAAGGGAUGUUUAAAGACAUGCAAGUAUCAAACACGAUCAUGGAUGAGUUCAAGACGCAUGUGAAUAAUCAGAAUAUGUCAUUGAGUGGUGUUGAUCUGAGUGUUCGCAUAUUGACGACUGGAUUUUGGCCGACACAUUCGUCGACGCCAAAUUGUACAAUUCCACUUUCACCACGACAAGCAUUUGAGACAUUUAAAAGAUUUUAUCUUGCAAAGCACUCAGGACGUCAGUUGACACUUCAGCCACAAUUAGGAACGGCUUUUAUGAAUGCAGUUUUCUUUGGCGUCAAACAAGAUGCGGGAGCUGAAAGCGAAACGAAUGGAGCAUGUAAAGAAUCUACAUCAUGUUCAAGUUCUGGAAUGUUGAAUUUGCCAACACGAAAACAUGUUCUUCAAGUGUCAACUUAUCAGAUGUGCGUUUUGAUGUUGUUUAAUAAUCGAGAACGUAUGACAUAUGAAGAGAUUCAACAAGAAACUGACAUCCCUGAAAAGGAUUUAAUUCGUGCCCUUCAAUCACUUUCGAUGGGUAAACUUCAGCAACGUUUACUUUUGCGAACACCAAAAACGAAAGAAAUAGAACCUUCGAAUGAAUUCAUUGUAAACGAUGGAUUCUUCUCGAAACUUCAUAAAGUAAAGAUUCAAACAGUCGCAGCGAAGGGAGAAACUGAACCAGAAAGACGUGAAACAAGAAAUAAAGUUGAUGAAGAUCGUAAACAUGAGAUUGAAGCAGCAAUUGUAAGAAUUAUGAAGUCACGUAAGAAGUUGGCGCAUAAUCUACUUGUAUCUGAUGUCACUACGCAACUUAGAAGUCGUUUCCUUCCAUCACCUGUCAUUAUUAAGAAACGUAUCGAAGGAUUAAUUGAACGUGAAUAUCUCGCUCGUACACCAGAAGAUCGCAAAGUUUAUGUCUAUUUAGCUUAAAUCUUUCAAGAUCAUUUCUUCUUAAUAAAUUAAUUUUUUUUGUCAAACUAUUUUGCGAAGAACGUCAAGAUUGAUGAUAGUUAAAAACUUUCGACCCUUCCACGUGAUGUUGAAACAUGUGCAAAAGAAAUGAAAUCAUUUGUUAAAUUUAAAUCAAUAAUGUUUCCUUCCGCAUUAAUUUUCUCAUUGUGAUUAUAUUUUUCUCAACAUCACCGACUUCAACAUGUGAAAAGGAUGAAAGAUAAAAUAAAAAAUAAAUUUUUACGCAUAAAUUAGAAAUCCCAAAUCUGGUUGAUUUCGUCCGGUGAAUGUAUAAUGAAAAUUCCUUAUUUGAUUCAGUCAUUUUGGCGAUUACUAAAUCGGUUUUCCAUGUGAAAUUGUAGCUGAAUUUAUUGUUUUCCUUUUUAUUUUGUUUUUUAAUUAUUGAAGUCUGCAAGCAAGUAAAGGAGAUGCCAAAAGAAGAUUAAAUAUAAACUUGUACUUUCUCAAGGGCUGGAAAAUAAAUUUCAUCUCCUAACAGCCAUUUCACGGAAGAAAUGUACAAUAGAAUUAAAUUUAGAAGGAUCAUCUCUCUGUUGAAUUUUAUUGUGCAAACAUUCUUGAAAUUUAAAUUUAAAUUAAAGAAUAAAAAUUGCUUUCUUUUUUGUUUUAUUAUUAAAAUUAACUUAGAAAUUAAGAAAAUGUUUUAGUUGAAAUUAAGAGAUGAAGAAUUGAAAAAAAAAGCUACAAACAACAGCAUUCUAUAUACCUAAUUUAUCGGGCGAAGAUGUAAAUAAAGGAAAG